GCGGAGACGGAGAUGCUAGACAUCAUGACCAUCAGAGACACGAGGAAGGACAAGUGCGCGAAGGUGCCCAAGGACCCGAAGCUGACCUUCACCCUGAAAGGCUCCUCCACGGACGGGCUGGAGCAGAAGAGCUUCACGGUCGUCCACGGACCCACCUUCGUCGAGGUCUACUACUGCAACUUCAUCGCCCAGAAACCUGAGAUCGCUAAGCUGUGGGCGGACGAGGUGCUGAAGAUGGCCUACAACUUGCUCAGCCAGAAUGCCUCCCCCAUCGUGUUCCUGAAGAAGGCCUACACCAGACUGCAGCUCAUGGUCGACAAACACAAGAAAGUCCCAGUGAAAAACAUCGUGAGGGUGUUCGCCCGCCACGGCGACGACCGCAGGCGAGUCGAGUCCGCGCUGGAGGCCGCGGGAAUGACAGUGUGUCCCUGGAUAAAUUCACAUGGGACACUUUUCUCAACUUCUACAACCGGUUAACCUGCAGGCUGGAGGUCGAGAAGGUUUUCUGUGAGAUCACGGAGCAGCCCUACAACACCUCACGGAAGACCAAACUCCGGGGCAUGAACGUGGAGCAGCUGGUCAACUUCCUCAAUAAAGAGCAGCGAGAUCCACGUCUCAAUGAGAUCCUCUACCCCUAUGCUGAUGCAGCCAAGGCUAGAGAGGUCAUCCGGGACUAUGAACCUUAUAAAGAGAACAUCGCCAAGAAUGUUCUGAGCUGUGAAGGCUUCCUGAAGUACCUCAUGUCAGAGGAAAAUGUAGUCAUGUCUGUGGAGAAGCUGGACCAAUAUGCAGACAUGGAUCAGCCACUUUCCCAUUAUUUUAUCAACUCAUCACACAACACUUACCUCAUAGGGCAUCAGUUUACUGGGAGGUCUUCAGUAGAAAUGUACCGGCAGUGCCUCCUUGCUGGGUGUCGUUGUGUGGAGCUCGACUUCUGGAAUGGCCGGACUGAUGAACCCGUCAUUGUUCACGGCUAUACACUUGUGCCUGAGAUCAGUGCUAAGGAUGUUAUUGAAAGUAUUGCAGAGUCAGCCUUCAAAACGUCAGAGUGGCCGGUCAUUCUCUCAUUUGAAAACCACUGUGGGCCACGGCAACAAGCCAAGAUUGCGAGUUAUUGCAGGGAAUUCUUUGGUGAUAUGUUGUUGGACUCACCUUUAGAAAAUUUUAAGCUUGAACCAAAUAACCCCCUCCCCCCACCAUCAAGUUUGAAACGUAAAAUUAUAAUUAAGAAUAAGAAAAAACACCGCACCCACCACCACCAUCACAAAAAGAAUGCACCAGGGGGAGAAUCGCAGUUCCACGUCGAACUCAACACGACAGGUGAACCAAGACACACAGAGAUGCAGGGCAACGGAGAGAUUCCAAGACCUCCACUUGAGAAAGAGGGUUCACGAGAGUCAUCUGAGGAAGAGAAUGAGGUUGCUAAUGGUGAGAUACCUGAUGGAGGGGCUUUGGAGGAAGUAGAGAGCUCGAGUUCGGAGGAGGAUGAAGGGCCUCCCACCCCAGACGGAGUGCACUCAAGGGAAAGGACAAGCAGUGUAAGCAAUUUGCCGGAAGGAAGUGCUGCCAAUGCUGAGGAGGAAGCGGGUGCAGAAAUAUCUGCCCUAGUCAACUAUGUACAACCUGUUCACUUCCACAGCUUUGAGGUCUCAGAAAAGCGAGGGAGGAGUUAUGAGAUGUCUUCCUUCGUGGAGACGCAGGCAAGCAACUUAUUGAAAGAAAGUCCAAUGGAAUUUGUAAACUACAACAAGCGACAAUUAUCUCGAGUUUAUCCUCGAGGAACACGAGUCGACUCUUCCAACUUUUUACCACAUCAGUUUUGGAAUGCUGGCUGUCAGCUGGUUGCACUUAAUUACCAAUCCUUAGAUCUUGCAAUGCAGUUGAACUUAGGCAUAUUUGAGUUCAAUAACCGAUCAGGUUACCUCCUAAAACCAGACUUCAUGAGAAGGCCAGAUAGACGGUUUGAUCCCUUUGCUGAAUCAACUGUCGAUGGUAUCAUUGCUGGUACUGUUUCUGUUAAGGUGAUAUCUGGUCAGUUUCUAUCAGACAAGCGAGCUGGCUGUUAUGUAGAAGUGGAGAUGUAUGGGCUUCCUGCAGAUACUGUUCGCAAACGCUUUAGAACAAAAACAGUCCCAAAUAACUGUAUAAACCCUGUUUGGGAUGAAGAACCAUUUGUGUUGAAAAAGGUGGUCUUACCAGAACUAGCAACCAUUAGAAUAGUAGCAUAUGAGGAAGGUGGAAGAGUUGCAUUAGGGAAUCGUGUUCUUCCUAUCGUGGGAUUGAGACCUGGAUACAAGCACAUUCCUUUGAGGAAUGAGGCAGGUCAGCCACUGGGGGUUUCAACGCUCUUUGUCCACUUAAAGGUUGGAGAUUAUGUGCCACAUGGCUUAAGUGACUUUGCUGAAGCUUUGGCCAAUCCUAUCAAGUACCAGAGUGAACUAGAAAAGAGGACACAGCAGUUGGCAGUGUUCCAAGAUGACGAGGAGGGAGAAGAAACAGAGGGUGAAGUACCUCAAACACCUGUGAGUAAACAAGAGUCAUCUGUGAAUCAGGGAGGUGGGGGAGGUCAAACUUCUACAGGAGAUGAACGACAGGUGAAAGCCCCCAAAAAUAAGAGUAAUGGUGAAGUUCCAGACACUACAACGACAGCCAAUGAAAGCACACCUGUUGGAACGCGUCGGCAGAACUCUAUCUCGGCCAAGGUUCACAUGAACACUAAGACAGGGGACGAUAAACCUGAACGGGAAAAGGAGUCUUCUCUCACUCUUCUAGAAACAAGCAAGCUUGUUAUUGAAGCAGAAUCAUUAGAAAAACUCUGGAGUGGCAAAAUUGUAAAAGACAAGAAACUGGAAUUUGAAAAAAGUUUAGAAAAAUUGCGGAAAAAGCAUGAAAAGGAGCGCCAAAGUCAGAUCCAACAGCAUGAGAAGAAGAGAGGUCAGAUACAGAAGUCACACACCAAACUCGUAAAGAAACUUUCCUCCAACAAGCCUGUAGAACCCAGUGGACGAGAGACGACCCAGGACCUAAACACAGUGCAGGAAGAACUGGAAAGUCGACUGCAAGAGGAGGACAAGUUGCAUAAGACCAGCCUUUGUGAAUUAAGCAUGGAACACCUAAUAGCUGAGAAGAAAUUGCAAGAAAAGUACCAUGAUACCAUUUAUGCUGCACUAGACAAAGCAAUGAGGAUGUCUCAGGCAGAACAGUUAAAAAAAUUACAGACCAUACAUGAUAAACAAGUCGAAGAUAUAAAACGAAAAACUGAGGAACAACACAGAGAGAAGCGAAAGGGACUCGGAAAGACUACUGUAGACAAAGAGGAAUUAAGCAGGAUAAAGCGUGAGAUCAGUAAACAGAUUGUCGCAGAAGGCAUUCAGGAGAGACAAAAGCUUACAGAUAUACAUGAAAAGAAGAAAACUGAAUUGGAAAAACAGCAUGAAGAUGUCCGAACACAGUUUGAAGAAGACAAACAAAAGGCCAAAAAUAACAUUGACAUGGAAUAUGAGGAAAAACGCGCAAAACUGGAAGAAGGUAUCUCCUCGUAGACCUUUUCAGCACCAGAGGACAAAUGUGCACCAGUAUUAGAGAUGAGGGUUGCUGACUGUAUGGAGAACACAAAGUGCAAUGUUCCUUAGCAGUGGACCCUUUUAUUUACGCAGAUGACAGUCUUGAUGUCACACCCCCACACCCCAACCCCUUCCCACCUCCCAGCAGGUUCUAUUCCCCGAGUUUGUGAUUGGCUCAGCCGGACCCCUUGAAGGUCAUUUGUUAGAUUAUUACCGAUGUUAAUACUAGCUGGCACCUGAAUAAAUGAAGAGGUCGUAUAUUUGUGGGUCGUUCGUUACUAAUCUGUGUCUAGAUAAAAAACACUAGUGCUACCCAUAUGAGCCAAAUGUGUGUUUAGAAUUUAUGUGAUUGUGGGUUUAUUAUGUACAGUGUAUUUCAGAUGAGAAUUUUUAUAUUUGCUGUAAAUUAGAUUCCUGACAGUAGAGGCAGAGAGUGAGCAGGAUAGCUCAUAUUGUUGGAAGUUAAUUAAGAAAAUAAGGGUUUGUUCAUUGGGUCAAGAGCCCUUGGUACGAUUUGGAAAAGAUACAAAACAUAUGAUUAUUAGAAUGAAGGAAAAGACAUAUGAAUGGUAGAUUUUUCUGUAGUUUUAAAGUUUUUGUUGCGAGAGAUAUAUUUAUUGAUCUUAUACGUAUUUUGUAAGUUUUUAUUCUCCAGUGUACCAUGUGCAUUUGGAUACAAAUUAAGUUAUUCUGUAUGGGAACAUGACUAUUUUCCAUGCAUCUUGUAGUUUUAGCAUCAAACAAAUCUUGUCAAGUAUUUUGAUCAGGUUUAGUUUCAUGUUUUGCCAAUAGGUGCCAAUACUUCUUUUCUUCUAUUAUGUUUCAUGAAACAUAUUGUGAUAAACAAAAAUCUGUAAAAGAUAUUGAUUUUGAAAUUGAGUUCAUAUCAUCCUUCAUUGUAUCAUUCAAGUGUUUAUUGCCAUAUUCUUAAUGAAUUUUGUUGUUAUUUGUUCAUGUGGAUAAACUUUACAGUUUGUCUUUGUCGGGAAAAUUAAGUGAUUAUGCCCUAAUACAGUAUUUUUGUAAAAAAGAAAAAAAUUCCCUGAUUAGUUGUGAUCAGAUCAUAUUGUUUGUGAUUUCAAAGAGCUGUAAACAAUCAUUAGAGGUAUGUUGAUAUUGUCAUUUAUUGUUGAACAGUGUAUAUAGCUAUGUCAUUGAAUUUUUAAUAUGAAUAUAAUCAUUAGCAUCAGUAACAUUAUGGAUGCAAAUUUAUGUUGUAAUUGUAUUAGGUAUUUCUGAAAUGAAAAUAACGAUAACGAAGGCUGCGUUAAAACAAUUUGCCUCUCAAGAAUGGUAUCUCCUUUAUGCUUUCCGGUAGGAGAUUAUUUUGUUUUUUGACAAUUGAUGAGGAGUGUUAAUGUUGAAAGUUCUCCUCGUCAGAAACGGAAAGAAGAGGCAGUUCUCAGGUGUCAAUCAUCUGAGAUAUGAAGAAAAUGAAGGGAAGUCAUGCCUAAUACCUUGCAUAAACCCUAUAUGGGAAAGAACCACUUUUAACUGAGGUUUGUUGUGAUACAUUGACAAAGGAGAGUCACAGGGAGAUAACAACAUUUUAUGUGUCUGGGAAAUUUGUUUUCACUCACCCCCAUUUGUAAACCUCCAAGAUAACCACUUCUCAUCAAUUGUCGAUCGCAGCCAGAUAAUUCUAUGCAGAUGUAGUGUCACCAUAGUUAUAACUUGCCUUUCUACUCCUUAAAAACAAGAAGCUCUGUCCAAUAGUACAGGUGUUCAGGGGUCCAUUCCAUUAAAAAUAAAAGCGUGGGUACAGUCAACUCUAGUCCAUAAAAACUUUGGUAUUUCCUUGUGAUAUGAAAAGGAAAAAAAAAAGGACUAAUACGUAGGUCCCUUUGAUGUGAACUUUGAUCUUGUUUGGAUAAAUUUUCAAACAGUAUCUGUCAUAGGUAUUCACUGAACUCCUUACAUAUGAAUAUGUAAUGGGAUUAGUUGGUGUACUGUGGAGUGGAAUAUAGUAAAAGUUCCAUGUUAAUCUAGUUUAUAUCACCUGUUGUGAUAGUUCUUUUUAGCCAGUAAGGCUGAGAUGGGGACAACAAGUUCCGACUGUCAGUUUUUUUGCUCAAUAAUUGUUGAAGGAUUCAUUGUUAAAACUUUUCUGCUGUAACUAUAAUAUAGAGACACUUUCAAGGACAAUAAAUUCCAUCUUACAGGCACUCCUUAGCUUUAAAAUAGCAUGUUAACCUACUGUAUAUUUUUCAUGAUUUUUUGGGGGAAAGCUGAAUGAUUAUGGUAUAAAAAUGCAUUUCUGUUGUAAAUUUGUGUCUUUACAUUGUAAUUAAUUGGAUAUAUGAAUAUAUUUACUGUAUAUAAUAUAACCAACGAUCACAGUUAAGUCUUAAAGAAAAGGUAAUUGGUAAACUCCAAAGUCAGUGAAUUGCAGGCUUUUUUUUUUUUUUUACAAGUUAGGCCUUUGAUACAGUAUGCCUGCUUUUCUUAAAUGUUACCUUGUUGACUUAAACUCAUAUUUUAAGAUGUCAGAAUAAAAUGAAAAAGAAGUCC
Penaeus vannamei (Pacific white shrimp) is the source of this 6074-nucleotide messenger RNA. The record is from RefSeq and is a predicted model, not a curated record. Lineage: Eukaryota; Metazoa; Arthropoda; Malacostraca; Decapoda; Penaeidae.